Porites lobata is the source of this 5173-nucleotide messenger RNA. NCBI's taxonomy places the organism in Eukaryota, Metazoa, Cnidaria, Anthozoa, Scleractinia, Poritidae. The record is from the annotation of a GenBank genome assembly.
AUGGAGGCUAACCCGUUCUCGAUUGAUAGCAUUUUAAAGAAAACCAGCUCUUCGCCCAAUGUAGAGGAAGAGGUGAAGGAGCCACAACCUUCGAAAUCAUCCGAGGCACUGUCGCUAGCUGUAAAGCUGGCUGGUAAGUUUAAGUUAAUUUAUGUUUAAGGCUGGGAAAGGUUAAAGGUUUUAAUAAUCUAGUGCUCUAAGUGACUUUCUUGAAAGGAAGCAAUUUAAACUGUACAUGAAUGAAAUGGUUUUAAUCUUCGGCUUAGAGACUACUAACCCUAAGCAUACAUUGGAAACCCGAUUUAUAUUGAACGACGUUUUUGGCCCCGAUGAUAUCAGUCUAUUCGGGUGUAUUGGACACGAUCCCGAUAGAAAGGGUCCCCGUUAUAAAGAAUGCAUUUUAACAGUACCCUGGGAUUUCACUAUACAGUGCAACCUCGAUAUUACGAACUUCUAUAAUUUCGAAGUCCUCGGUAUAACGAAUGAUUUUCUUUACCUCAGUAAUAGUAAAGUGUAUGAAAAAUACCCUCUCUAUUUAACGAAACCUCGUUAUAGCGAACAAAUUUUGCCAGUCCCUUGGCCCUUCGUUAUAUCGAGGUUCCACAGCAGCUGUUAGAAUGAAAAUACGCCUACGCAAACUUGAAGUAACGCUGGCUUACGUUUUACUCAAGAACGACAAGUAAGUAUGCUAUGGCCUGGUCCUUUCUCAGCAUUAAGAUUUCACUUUACUUUGAAAGUCCACUUUUAAAGCAAAUUUGUUUCAUCGAAUGUUAAUGUUGACCCUUUCUAUUAACCAAUCUUGUUUAGACAGCUAAGGUGAUAGUAUGGUUUCAACUGCAAAGUUAACGUAAACAAGAUAACAAGGAAUGAAGAGGUGUUCCUUUCAAAAAAGGUUCUUAUCCAAGUUCUUAACGGCGGUAACGAGACGAGGGGUAAGACCUUCACAAAAAACAACGAGUACACGCCGAAGAUCUUGAAAGGAACCCCUCAAAAUAUCCUUUCAGUUGAUAUUGAAAUCGCAGUAUAAAUUUAUGACUAGGGCUUUGUGAAAGCACAUGGGUUUUGCUUUCAAAAAGGAGCGACAAUUACACUGAUGCCAUGGAAAUCAAUCUCCUCUGGGCUCCAACUCCACGAAGAUAAGAAACACUGAUUUUGAGUGACUAGUUUGCCAACUGGGACAGGAUGACCAAGAAAAUUGAAAAUUUAAAAGAAAAGAAAAAAAAGAAGAAAAAAUGAUCCACAAAAACUUCAAUAAAUUUUACAGUUUCGAUAUUUACGUGACCUUUGGCUAAUCGUUACUUAUCAAACUAGCGAAAGGCUUUUCUGCUAACCAAGUUGGCGCCGACAAGAGAUACCUGAGAUAUCGAUAAAAACAACAACAAUAACGACACAUUUCGGUGAUCUAUGAAAAACUGUUUCUUUUAUGUGGUAUUUGGAAAGAGGAGAUCUUCCCGAACGCUGUUGAGCAAUUAAUUUUACGUAAUUAAGUUAAAACAAACCUUUUUCACUAUUGCACAUUGCACCCAUUGAAGGUAAUCCCUUUAGCUUUGUCAGGUGUUAGAAAUUAUUAGUAAGUGUUGUUUUAAUUAAUUUACAUUAUCAGCCACCUUUCUGUCAUAAUCUGCGUGCGUGGGUAGGUGGGCGCCUUUUUCUCUCUUCAGCUCUUCUCUUUUUGCGCUUCAUCAAACUAUUUUUACCUUUACGUUGAAUUUGAACACAAUAUUUGCUCCUAUUCUCUUUUUUAAUUCUUCUGUAACAGAAAAAUCUUGAUAAAAUGGCAGAAAAUGGAAGCGCCUGGAGCAACUCUUCGAUCUUUUGUGCAUAAAAUUACAAUUGUCAGAGUGUUCUCAAUCUAUUUUUAGACCAGGUCUCUAACUCUGACAUCGAUACCUAUACCCGCCUCUCCCUUAAACAAAAUCAGGGACGAAAGGGGGCGGCUGUAUGAGCCCAUACCAAAAAUACGAAGUGAAGAGCACCCUUGUAUGGCUUUUCAACAUCCCCCAGACGUGUGCUCGCGGCUUUAAGCCAUUAAUCAGUCAUAUUUUUUAUAUAACCUGAAGAGUAUAUUCUAAAUGUAAGAAAACGGACAGCGGAGCUUUCAAAAUACCAUUCCUUUCCCUCAAUAUUUGUGACGAAGUUUCAAGACGCACAGACGAGUUUUCUCGUUAACUCGAAAAGCUGUGUUUCACAUGUUGAAAGAAGAAAUGAAACUUGGCAAAAGGAAAGUGUUACCACAUAACUUAGAACUUGUUUGCAAAAGCGGUGAAAGGUAAACUAAGAAAUUGAACAAAGGCCCAUUCUUUUAAAAAGCCAUAUUAUCAACUAUACUGAUCUGAUAGGCGAUACCUACGUACUCUCUCUGUCGGUAGGAAUUUGGGAAUGAAAACAAUUUAAUCUUGUGCACACGUCGUAAGCCUUAACAUAAACUGGCUAAAUGGCUGCUGAUGGAUACAACUUGUUAUAAAUCAUACUUCACAGAGGCUCGAUGAUGGAAGGAAUUUUUUUAGCUAAUACCUUAAUCCCUUGAUAUAAGAAUAGUUUAAAAAAGGUCCUUAAAGUUCAAGCUUGAUCCUCGACAAAUUACAGUUGUAUGUCACUGAAGUUACUUAAACUUGGACGAUUUUUUUAAUGCUGGCGAAGUUACGGCGCCCAAUUAACUUCUUGUAUCUUGCACCAUGGCACUGACCUAAAGGCAGUGUCGAAGGAAUUCAGCAAAACUCGACUUCUUAUUACGCUAUUUUCAACAACCUUGGUUUAAAUUUGAAUUAUCGCAGCGUACCUUGUUAGCCCUCGCAGUGCAUUCUUUUAUUUUCAUGUAGUUUCGGUGUUUAACUGGCUUACGCAGAAAUGUAGAUUGUGUUCGAAAACCUUGAUAAGAACCGCGACGGGGACAUUAAGCUACAUUUAUCAAUCUCAAAUCGGAUUAGGCUUAAUUGAAUUACCAUCUGCUUAGCCCCUCCAUCUGUACCUUGCACAAUCCAAGUAAAGAGGGUCACUUGCUCUUCUAGCUGUAUAAUUCUUCGUCAGUUGUUCGAAAACGCCCAGCGAAAAUUACUUAAGCUUAAUUCAUUUUAUACUUUUCAAAACACUAGCUUAAAAGUUAAGGUCACCCAGACUUCAUUGUGUUGUGUCUCUUAAACCCGCCCUCAGGCUAUUCUUUCGAAGAUCAUUGCCGGCUAUCCUCUGGAAGCAGGAAAGGCCGGUGUUGGAAACUCAGAAGCUGGGCGCGUUAGAGGAAUGGCUUUCGUAAGCGGAGAGUUCAAACAGGGUUUUGUCAAGGUUGCCGUAAAUAGAGCUGUCCGCUUACUAGAGUGUCCAAUGAGAAAGUUUCGAUAGUACUGGCAAACAGAUUACUGCUAUCUGAUAAAAUGAGUACCAAACUUAUACAGAGAAAAUGAAAGCUUAUCUUUGAUUAGAACUUACCUUUUCGGUAGAUGUUAUCUUGGAAGCUCGCCAAGAGAAUACUCGUCGUACUCCACGACGUACGCGUACAGCCUUCACUCAUCAGCAGCUUGGAGUUCUGGAAAAAUCUUUCAGUAAAACACAUUAUCCGGAUGUACAAUUAAGGGAACGACUUGCUGAAAAGACCAACCUGCAAAAAGGAAGAAUUCAGGUGAAUUAGCGUUGGGCGUUUAAAUGAUCCAGCGCAAAUUAUAAUAAUAUGACUUAUUAAUAAUGACUUUUAUAGGGGUGCCAAAUUACUGGUACUUGUAGCCAGGUAGAUUUCAUUGUUGCCGACAAAUAGGGAUAGAAACAAAUAUAAGAAAAUAAACAUAAAAGAGGGUAAGAAUCCCAUCUGGCCUGAGACAAACCACUUGGCUAUUUACAAGCGAGACUGAGGAGUUGAAGUCGGGACUAACGAGAACAAAUCCAGCAAGGGGGUAGGGCGGGGAUUGAACAUACUGUAGAAUGUUAACACUGAAAAUUAAAAAGAUCUGUUUCAGCCCUGCAGGCCAAAGUCUGAUUCAGCCCUUUUUGGAGCCAUUUAAGCACAAUUUAGACUAAAGCAGCUCAAUCAAAAGGCUAUUCCAUCCCACGCUGGGGCCCACUUCAGCCCUUGGGUCCAAAUCAGCCCUAGGUAAUUGGACUGUAUUGGGCUUGAUUUAAGGGAGCCAAAUUAGACUAAAAAAUAUGACUGUAUUUUACUCACCGAAACAGCCCCAGUUCUUUUCGAUUUACAGUGUACUGCUUAACUAGACGUAAAGGUCUCCAGGAAAGGGGGAAUCGUGUGUCUGGGCCCCCAAAAUAAGUCUUAAACAAGGGUUUAACAAAGAGGGCGAGAGACGUCAACUUUUAAGUUCACCCUCUCUAUCUGUGGAAGCACACUACGGAUAGGUUGCUCCCUGAAAUUUUAGUAUCUACAAAAACUACAAACGUUCUUUAUCACCGUAAAUCUUAACUUAUCUCUGUUCUUUAAAAAAUUACAUAUGUGACGUAAAGGAAAACAACAAAAGUCACAUUAAUUACGGCAUAAAAUGGUGUAGCACCAAGCUGGCAAAUACAUACAAAGAAAACCCUUCCUGCUUCAAUUUGCAGGUUUGACAGAGAAACUCUGCAUCUUUUUUGCCGAAACGUUUCUCUUAUGAACAAAAAAAUAACAACUCUUUUUUAAGUGUGCGAUGAAAACAAGUUCUUGGUCAUAGUGACGCAACCAAUCAGAGGCGCUGCUGCAAUCGUGCUUUACAUCUUGACAUUUAAAACAGCAAUCUACUUGGGCAAAACACUAACAGUUAUAACUUUGUGAGGGUUCAUUAAAAAGGUGAGGAACGCUUGUUAAAUGUUACGCACAUUUAAUUUCAAGUAAUUUUCCUCGUUGCGUUUAUAUCAGGUCUGGUUUAAGAACAGACGUGCCAAAUAUCGCAAGGAGACCAAGCGUUAUUUAUCACCAGAUAACCACGAAAACGAAGAGGAAGAAACUAUCGUUUGUCACGCACCUCAAAUUCAAGAAUCCUCACCUUGUUUUCAGUGUAACGCGACAGCUAUGCCAUACUUUUGCAACUAUAGCGAUAUUUUGGAGCCUGCACUUAGACAUCGUGGAUUGCCCUCAGAAAUGCACACACAGUUUCCUACAUAUCAUGGACAGUUAGCACACAGUAACAGAUAUCACAAGUUGGCAUGCGCCAAUAAUCAUGGAGUAAAUCAUGUACAUUUCGGACGUACAUGGACCGGCUAA